Molecule: messenger RNA, 1175 nt
Organism: Guyanagaster necrorhizus
Lineage: Eukaryota; Fungi; Basidiomycota; Agaricomycetes; Agaricales; Physalacriaceae
Product: NAD(P)-binding protein
Exons: 9
Coding region: 222-956 (244 amino acids)
Source: RefSeq, a predicted model, not a curated record
UAUAUCGGUGGAUAACUUGAAGGCCGAAAUCGUGGUUCAUCUUGAGGCAUAGAUCAGCGAAAAAUUCAGAAGCCCAGGAUGUAUGUAGUAAGCAAAGAGCCUUAUUCAAUUGCAUUCCAUGAGAUUUCUGGGCCCAGAAUCUUGGAGAUGCGCAGGUGCAUGCGACGGGAGUGGGUGCCGGCAGGCUAACAGUCGGGCCGUGACAACAGAAAUAUUCCCGCAUGUCUCUCAAAAUUGUAAUCGUUGGUGGCCAUGGAAAUGUGUCCCUCCGACUUGCUCGCCUCCUUGUAGCCGCAAAGCAUACGGUCAUCUCACUCAUCAGAAAUCCAGAUCAAGAGGGUGAUAUUGAGGACACUGGCGCAACGCCUCAAGUAUUAUCUCUUGAGGACUCGUCGACCUUAGAUUUUGCCAAGGCUUUCGAAGGAAAAGAUAUUGUUUACUGGUCUGCGGGUGCUGGUGGAAAAGGUGGCGAGGAGAGGACCAAGAAGGUCGACUAUGAGGGUGCUAUAAAGGUCUUCGAUGCCAUCGAGGCAGUCCAAGGACCGAAGCCGCGGUUGAUUUAUGUAUCGGCUAUCGACCUUCGUGAUAGAAACUCCCCACCACCAGCGCAUUAUAAUGAGGCUGACAUCGUGCUUUCGGAGCGUGUGCAUAAAGUCAUACCCGCUUAUAUGCACUGGAAAUACGAAGCCGAGAAAGUGCUGGUGGCGCGCACCACGUUCAGCUGGACAAGCCUCAGACCAGGAGGUUUGACCAAUGACACUGGUACUGGCAAAGCAGCCCUAGGCAAGACUCACCUGUCACCCACCGUUUCGAGGGAUGAUGUUGCGAAAGUUUUAUUCCUGUUGGCCACUCGACAAGAUGCUAACGGCAUUGGGAUUGACAUAGUCGGCGGGGAGAAUCCUGUCGAAGACGAGCUGGACUCUGCAAUUAAGCAGCUGCAAACGGAGGCAGCUUGAUUCACUUGAAGCGAAAUCAAAAAGUGUAUUUUUACGAUUUGUUCCCCGCGUGAUCAACAUCAUUGAAUGCGGAGCAAACAAAAGGAUUUCAUAUACAGGAACAAGUAUUCCUUCAAGUUACUUUGAUGGUUGAGAAUGCUCCGGAGUUCGCCAUCUCCGCCGCCUCUGAUUUGACCGUCGACUCGCUUGCGCAAGAUGUGAUGUCAUCAAUGCGCCCAU